Ruditapes philippinarum (Manila clam) is the source of this 8814-nucleotide messenger RNA. Its product is annotated as polyamine-transporting ATPase 13A3-like. The transcript has 16 exons. The record is from RefSeq and is a predicted model, not a curated record. The annotation marks the transcript as partial. Gene Ontology annotation, molecular function: polyamine transmembrane transporter activity; ATP binding; ATP hydrolysis activity. Gene Ontology annotation, cellular component: membrane. Gene Ontology annotation, biological process: intracellular calcium ion homeostasis; polyamine transmembrane transport. NCBI's taxonomy places the organism in Eukaryota, Metazoa, Mollusca, Bivalvia, Venerida, Veneridae.
GUUCUUGAAGAGACGGGAGAAGAUAACAGCAAGUUUGAUAUGCUCGUACCAACCAUUGUUUACCCACGUUCCUCCAUAGAGCACACAAUGACUGCAGAGGAACUAAGUAAUAUUGAGAAGCCAGGUGUACAGCUUGGUAUUGUACGACAGUUUACAUUUUCCUCUAGUCUACAGAGAAUGUCGAUGAUAGUGCGGAGGAUUGGUGGAACACAGUUUGAGAUGUUCUCUAAAGGUUCACCAGAGAUGAUCACAUCAUUGUGUCAGCCUGAUACAGUUCCAAGUGAUUUUCAUGAAGUGCUAAAAUCAUACACGCAACAUGGUUACAGAGUUAUUGCCCUUGCCUGGAAGGAACUUCCCAGUAAAUACAACUAUGUCAAAGUUCAAAGAGUUCAAAGUCUUAUGGAGUUCAUAAUUCCUUGUUUAAUUUCCUUAAUAUUUUGUUUCUCUGAAAUGGGAGAGGACUGGAGUAGAGAGUGGGAGAAUUUGUUUCCAUAUUGGACAUAUUGUAUAAACUGUACCUUGCAAGCAUGUUUACUUGAACUAGGACAGUCACUCUUUAAAAGUGACAAUAUGUUGACAGCCAUCAGUGUGGCACAUGAUUGUAAAAUGGUUGGGUUAACAGACAAGAUAGUUCAUGUAGAGGCUCAUGUGUCAACUAAAGACUCGAGUUUACCUCAGAUGUGGUUUGUCCUAGAAGAUGAUAAUGCUAAAAUUGCUAAAGAAAAUUUGUUUAACGAUGAAAAUGAAGCUACUGGAAUACAGAUAGAGGGAGAUAACUCUAAUAUAAAGUUUGCCAUGUCAGGUAAAUCUUGGGAGAUUAUCAGGCUUCAUUUCCCAGAACAACUACAAAAGAUCCUAGUAAGAGGGGUAGUUUUUGCACGGAUGUCACCAGAACAGAAGGCACAACUUGUAGAAGCUUUACAAAGUCUCGGGUAUUUUGUGGCAAUGUGCGGAGAUGGGGCUAACGAUUGUGGUGCUCUUAAGAUGGCCCAUACAGGGAUAUCACUAUCGGAAGCUGAAGCCUCAGUUGCCUCCCCUUUCACAUCGAAAAAUCCCAAUAUUGAAUGUGUUCCAACUGUUAUAAGAGAGGGUAGAGCAGCUCUUGUGACAUCAUUUGGUAUAUUUAAAUAUAUGGCAUGCUACAGUCUCACACAGUUUGUCUCUGUGCUUAUUCUAUACAAGGUACAGUCAAACUUGACAGACUUUGAGUUCCUGUAUAUUGACCUGGUACUUCUAACAACCCUGAGUGUAACAUACGGAAGAACAGAAGCUUAUCCGAAGCUUGUGAAGGAACCGCCACAGUUACGACUGACAAGUCCAGCUCCUAUCAUGUCAUUAAUACUACAGACACUGAUACAGAUAGCAGCUCAAGUUUUCUGUUUCCUUAAUGUCCAGCAACAACCAUGGUUUCAAGCACAUGUUCAUGAGGAGGAGUAUGAUUAUGCCAGUUAUGAGAACGUGGCAGUUUUCUCUGUAUCUGUGUUUCAGUACAUCAGUCUUGCCAUAGCCUUCUCCAAGGGUGCUCCCUAUAGGAAAAAUAUGUUCUCUAAUUAUUUGUUUUUGCUCAACAUUGUGCUGUGCUUUGCCUUUAGUUUUUGGCUAACUGUGUAUCCUUUGGACUGGAUGGUGGAAUUCUUUGAGCUUGAGCCUCCACCCAGUGUCACAUACAGACUGGUGUUCUUUGGUGUAGCCAUCAUCAACUGCUCUCUGUCUAUCAUACUUGAGACAUUCCUGCUUGAUCAUGCUGUAAUCAGAGAGAAAUUCAAACGAUUUAAGGAACGAUGGUUCCCAUCACUAAAGUUUGAGUACAGUGCAAUAGAGGAAGAGAUCGUAUCAACACCUGGCUGGCCACCUGUCGGAGGCGACCCAAUCACGGCCAUAUAUAGAGAAGAUAUCAGUUUCACAGAUAUGUACGCGCAAGAGACGGAUAAAAUGUUACCCGGAAAUACAGAUUCUAAUAAUAGCUCAGCAUAUUGCUCGACACAAUCAGUAGGGAUUACACCAAGGACUUCGACAAGUGAAAACCCCUAUAUAUCUACCAGUUCUGUUGCCAGCAUGUCAAAAAGUUCAGCAUCGGAUAUUCCCGAGGGAAGAAAAUACACAUCCGGUACCAUUUCAGAAAGUGCCGAGUUGGAAAACAAUUCGAAUGACAAUGGAGAUAUGGGUGACACUAUGGAGUGGACUGGAAGCAAAGAAGGGUCUCAAUUUUUUGAAGCAACCAGAUAAUGUUUGUAAGAUGAUUGUUCUACAAAAAAUUAUUUCUAUGAUUAUUUAAUGUAUUAUCACAUGAUGUUCUUUUAUUUAACCAUAUAGAUCAUGUAAACAAGCACACAUCAAUGCUGAAGUAUUGUUUUAUUUUUAAUUUUGUUUUAGUUAUGUAUCACAUAAGUGAUCAAAUUUUGAAGUAUUCUAUCACAAUAAGUCUGUCACAAAAUCUACUUCAUAUCAUAAACACCCCAUUUGCCACCCCAUAUGUCUUUCAAUAUUUGAGCUUUCCAGAAUAAAUAUCCAAUAUGUAACAAUGUAUGUUUUUUUUAUUAAAUUUACAAAUAUUAUAGUUAUGUCAUCUACUAUUGAAUAUGAUAUUUUGGUUAUUCACAGGUUUUUGUGUUUUUUUUUUGUUUUUUUUAAACAAUAUUUCUGGCAAUGCUUAAUCCAUUUUACAGAUUUGAUGUGAAGUGAUUAAUCAGUAAAAACAUUGAUAGGUUGUAGAAUAUAUAAUAUAUAUUCAAAGUUUUCAGAGUUUCCUUUAUGAAAAUUUGGCAGUUUACUAUGUUCAUCAUAAAAAGCAAAAUAGUUUGUUUUUAUUACUCAAUUACAAAACUAAUUCCUUAAAACUAACAUUAUAGCCUAUAUGUUUAGGUAUAUAACAUAGGUUGCUUUUUCCUACAUGUAUAGUAUAAUAGAAAUGCUUACCAAAUAAUGGAUAUAUAAUUGUACUUAAAGUUAAAUGGUCUAUAAUUGAAGGUCUAUCAUAAUUACUUUAAUAGUAUUUAGUAUCAUACAUUAACAACAAACCCAUGAAAAAAUUACUAUAUAUGGAAGUUGUUGGCAAGUGUGAGAUACCUGACCUGAUAUAACAUAUUUUUAUAUUGCAGAUAAUAAAAUGUUCUGGACAGAACUUUUUCAACGUUUUUCUUUUUUAAGCAAUAUUUUAUAAGAAUAUUCAAAUGAUAGUGUUUCUAUUGUAUUUAACAAUAUUUGAAGUAUUUAUGGAAAAUGUGCACAUUGUAGGCCCAUCCACUUUAAUGUUUUGUUUUCUGUUUAUUUGUGGUAGUAUAUUAAGAUAUAUUGCCUUGUUUGCCUCAUGUGUAAUUGGAUAUGCUUGACAAAUUAAUGACAUAUUUAUAUAUUAAUAUGCACAAUUGCCUGUUCUUUUAUGUACUGGAGUUAUAGCACUAUUGCUUAUAUAUGUUCGAGGGCGACAUUCCCUGUUUAAACCACAAAUCUAAAAACACAUUUAUGUAAGGCUUGUUUGUGUAUGCUUCAAUAUAUAACCCAUGAGUCUUGAAAAGCCUUGUUGAAAUAUUUAAUUUUGUAAAAUUUGCUUAAAAACAAUGCUUCCUAUACAGGUUUCCAAAUGUGAGAUGGAAACGUUUUUCCUGUAGCUUUUGAGGUAACAGGCCAAAUUAGCUUUUGGGUCAGUACAGUUUUAACCAGAAUUUGUAUAGAGAAAUUGUGGAUUACUGGUAAAUUAUCCAGAAAAGGCAGUCAAAAGUAAGAUAUAACCAAAUGAUGUUGACUUUGACGGAAAAAACAAAUUUGUAUGGUUGCUGGAAGUGAAAGAAAAUGGUUUUAAUCAAACUACAAUUAAAUGAAAUCCUCGCAUGUUAUUAUUAUUAUAAUUAUUAUUAUUAUUAUCUGUAUUAAAUCAUUUUGACCAUGACUGUAUGUUAUAAUGUAAAAAAGGUUUUAUUUUAUAUUAACUAAAUGAAAAACAAAAUAUAUUUGUUUUCAUUUUUUUAGGAAUUGAAAUUACUCAGAGUUUGAAAUUUUAUCAGUUUUGAUCUCAUUUAUCAGGUUAAUGAUACUCAGUCUUGGUUUUUAAAGAGUUAUUGCCCCUUUUUGUCAUGUUAGGUUUACUAAGAGUUAUUGCCCCUUUUACUAGUAUCAAGCCUUUGGGUCAAGUAGGUUAUAGGGGGCAUACUAAGCAAUUUUUACAGGACAUUAUUUUUUUGUAAUAUUUAUUUUAAUAUAGAUUAAAGAGUUAUUGCACCUUUGUUUACACAGAGUUAUUGCCCCUUAUUUGUCCAAUCAGUUUCAAACCUUUAGUUAAACAAAAAGUAUGAAUAGACAUGGUUAGGUAGGCUUAAUAAUUAGUUUUAAACAAUACUUUUUUUUAUGGUAUUUAUUUCAAUAUAUAUUUUUUUUAUCUUACAAAGUACCAUAUUUGCGCAUUUUUGCCCAUUUAGUAAUUUAAUAUUUUUGUUGGGGAAAGUUAACAUCUGGAAUAAAAUUACAUAUUUUUCUUUAUAUUGAUAUUUUUUAUUUAUUACCCUUGUAUCCAAUUUGUAUAAUGUACUUUUGGGUGGGUAAAUUGGGGGAAUGGGGAUACAUGUCUGUUUUAUAUAACAAUUGUUCUUUUUUUUUUAAUUUUAAUUUUGUUUUAACUGUUUCUUUUUUGUGUGUUAUUAAUAUUAAAAAUAUCCUGCUAAAUUCCAAAGGUAUUAAUAUAUAUUUUGUGUUCUAUUAGAUAUAGUAGUGUCACUGCCAUAGUUCUGCAUUUAGAUAUUUAGUGUCCUGAUACCAUGUGGCAUGAGUUAUUUUAAUUUGUUGAAAAUAAUAUGUAAAUAUUAUGUGAUUAUUGUAAAUCGUUUUUGAGGGUAGACGAUUUUUUAAGGGGGAAAUAAUUAUGUGUAGCAGUUAAAUGACCAAUUUAUUUGAUUCUGAAUGUUUUAAUGUAAAUGGACACAAUUCUAUAAAACCAUUUUGAUAUAUAAGUAUAUUUGGGCACUUGUUGUAAGUUGAUGCUGUAGUGUGACGGUCACAUGAAAAAAACUUACAUAUUAAUUAUGUAACUCCUCUUGCAAUACUUAAGUGUUUUCAAUCAAAACUUUCAUACAGAAUGUUUGUUUUCAAGUGACCUGUUAUAUACAGUGGGGAUUUUUGGUCAUUUUGAUAGAAUUAUACUCUUUGUAUACAUAUAUGUAAUAUUUUCCAAAUUCUGGUUUUGUAGCAGUUACCGGUGAAUGGAUUUUUAAUUGUAGUAUUAAACAUUGGGUAAAAGUAUAGUUAAAUCUUGAUACUGGUCAUAAAAUAUCUACCAUUUUGGCAUUAAUUUCAUAAAUCCUUCCUUUUUAUUUGCCUUGUUUUCCUUUUCGUGUGAAAGGUUUUGAAUUAUUGCUGCCUAUGAUAAGAAUAUUACUUGCAUUUACACAAUUUUAUAUAGAUGCUAAGGAUAUGUAGAAAAUGAUGAUUUACAUAAUGUACUAUUGUUUUGUUUAUUAUUAUUUAUCAUUGAUUUUAAAAGAAGAAAAAAAUGUUAUUAAAAAUCUAUACAAUAAAAUUAUAUUGAUUUGAUUCGAUGCAAGACUUUUUGUAAGUGUUUAGAUUUUGUUGUUACAGUAUUUGGUUUAAGAUAAUGAAAUUUAUUUUGCGGAAUUAAUGCAACAAGAAUGAAUAUUUUAAAUGUUUAUAGUAUGUAAUUACACACACCAGUUAAAUAUCUGACUGGCUACAGGAAGACUUAUUUUGUACACUUGCAGGACAUUUUGUCUAUCAUAAACCUUUAUGAACUUAUCUCAUAGACACAGCUUUGUAACAGAUGCUUACAUACAGUAUUACACUAAAAAGUGUGCCACCUUAAGGUUUAAGGUCUUAUUUAGUUUGCUGACGUUUAAGGGUGUUUGAAAUAAAUUAUCUUUCAUGAAAAAAAACCUUUUUUCCACUUGUUUGUUUAUACUAUCUUUAUUCAUAAUAUUUUUCGAUGUUGACAGUGAUUUUAUAAUUUAUUAAUAUCUCCUGUCACUAAACAAGUUCUUAUGACAUACUGAGAGCAUUUUAAGAGCCUCUCUGAGGUCAAUUCAGCUCAUUAACAAUUUGAUUUAAAGUAUAUGUUCAGUGUCUUAUAGAUAUUUUAGUAUGUGAAUGUUGCCUUUAUAAAAAUAUAUGAUUGUGUAAAUAGAACCCAUAAGCUGCGUGCCUCCAGAUGACCCAAAAUUGUUCAAGAAAAUCAACCUUGAGAAAAAAUGUACUAAGAUGUAAAAAAAGCUUUAAAUAUUCACAAUAGAUUUUGCAGUAUUUAUCACCAUACAUCUAGUACGUGACCUACGCACUCAGUACCUUUUUGCAAAUUCUGGCCUAUUUAUGGUAAUGGAUGGUAAUGUUCAUAUAUUUUAAGUGCGUUUGAAAUGGGUAAAUUACUGACUUUGUUCUCUUGACAACAUUUUACAUUUCAGUACAUUUUAAAAAAUUUCAUGAAAAUUAACAUGAAUCUGGAGGUAUGCUGCUUUACCUUAAAAUAUGACAAAACAUACUUAGUAUUUGAUGGUGUAUGAACAUAAUGGAUUUAUUUGCUUCAUAGCCAUUCACUUGCUUGUACGAGUUAUGAGUUGAGGUUAGUGUUGGUGUCACAAAUAUAUUCAGAACUUCAUAAAAUGUUGUAACUUUCUUAAAGGAACUCCACUGAGGUCUAUAAGCCUAAACACUUAAUUUUAAUUUCUUACAUAGAUCAGCUGGGGCAUUUCUAAAAGAAAAUUGGCAUAUGAUAAUGAUAUAUACACAGAAAUAAAUUGAAAAUCGUAUUUUUGUGCUGUUGUUAGCCUGAUUUGAGUAAAAAAAAAUUUGCAGUAAAAAUUCUGGAAAAAAGAGAACAAAUGAUCUGACAUUUGGCACACACGUUAUUGGUCUAGACCUACAUCACAUGGAACAUAAACCUUGAUAAAUUAUUUCCAGUCCAAACAUGUCAAUAAACCUUCGUGGAGUCCCUUUAGAAGAAUGAAAAUUUUGUAUUGUUCUGAUUCAGUUGAUUGGAUUAUUCUUCUACUUAAAAGUUGUUGCUCUAUAGAAAAGAGGUGAUAGUUUCAUGUCUAGAAGUUGUCUUAAAGGCUUGUUUUGCUUUUGUUUUGCUGUUGUGUUAUGUUUGUUUGGCUUUUGAUCCUUACCUUGCUGGGGGCACCUGAAUGCGAUCAGUGCAGACCAAGGUUAAUUGCAAUGACUCAUCUUAUAAUCUGUCUCGAAUAUCAGGAUUUUCAUUGGUCAAUAUACAUUCCGUUCUGGUUUCUGACCAAUCAGAUACCUGAGAUCUGAGUUCACACUAUUUAGUAAAAUUCUGUGGAUCAUGGUCUUCUUUGUCCGCCAUUCAGUUAGUCAUAGAUAUUCAGUACAUAGAUAUUGAACGAUAAGAUAAGAUAUUUAUUGAGAUAAGGGUUAAAAUGAAUCAAAAAUUGAAAAUUUAAUCAAUACUAGUUUUUGAGUUUAUGUAAUCUUAUUACAUUGUAAUGUUUUAAUAUGUUAGUUAUAGAUUUAUUUGUUCAUUAAUAUAGAUGAAACAAUGAUAUUUGAAUUAUACCUUUAGAUGAAAUUAGUUUUGUUGUCAACAACCUUUCGUCCUUCUUCAAUGGUCAUGUUUUUGUGAUACAAACUGAUUAUGAUUUUUUUUCUUUUAAAUUUUUAUAAUAGAACAUAUACUGCCAUUAAAUACUGCACUAUACUUUUCAGUAGAUUAUUUAUUGAACCUUUUCCGAUUAUUAUUAUUUUAACGAAGCAUUAUAUUCUAUGCAUUAAAUCAACUAUUUCUGCAUCAAGAGCAUGUGGCAUCAUUUUUUAAAAGAGCUUAAAUGCAAUUUGUUCAGGAGUUGUUUGUGUGUAAAUUUCUUUUUAAACUUAUUUAUUUUCUGUUUUAAAUUACUUUUGUCUGUUUAUUUGUAUAAACUUUUGAUUAUUUAGUAAUGAAGAGUCUUUACGUUAAACAUCACAGUUAUUAUCACAUUUCCUAUAAAAUAACAAUUGGUACCAAAAAUAUUUUUGGUUCCCGCUAAAUGCAAUGAUAAUUUUCACGUUAAUUUUAUAAAUAACAUAUUUAAAUGACAUUAUGUCCAUGUAAGCAUAAAUGGUGAGUGUACAGGUAAAAGUAAAUUAAUCUUUACAUUUUGCCAUAGCAGUUAAUAAUUUUGUAUUCUGCUAUGAAAAAAGGGCAAUAACCCAUGUGACUCGUGGAAAAUUCUAUAAAUAUCAUUCACUAUGUAUCUGUAACGUUCAAAUGAUAAAAAGAUUUGGGCAGUCUUUUUAUAUUUAAGGCCGUUUAAUACUUAUCCAAACCAUUUAUAUUAUUUAUUUUUGGUGAAUGACCAUAAAAUAAUAGUCAAUCUUUUGAAAUGAAUAUUUAAGAAAAACAUGAGCAUAAUGUCACUUUUAACUUUUAUUUAGGAAAAUGCUAAAGAAAUUUAAGGAAUAUUCUAGUAUAAUACAUCAGUAGCAAAAUAAAGAGCACAACUUUUAAGAUGUUGUAAGAACUGAACAAAAUAGUGGUGGGGUGGCCAGUGUCUCAUGUGCCGGACUAAUAAUCUAAGGAUUGCUAACCGCGUGGUUUCAAACCCUGAUGGGGCAAGCAAGAAACUUUACAUAUAUUGCUUAAUACUGGUUGGUUGCAUGAACAGAUUCAAGAGUGUUUCAAUAUACUUAUAGCGUCCAGCACAAUCAAACUUAAUUAAAUUUGUAGAAAGUAAAAGUAAAAUAUCUUUGCAAGCUUUGAUAAAUUGAUAUAUAUUCUAUAAUACUUAAACUAGCUUUAAAAUAAGAGUUAUUAGUUGACAGUGAUGCGUUAUUGAUAUCAUAUAUGUGACUGUAUUUUUUAAUUAAACUGUUUAAAUUUUA